GUUCAGUUGAUAGAUUACGGAAAAACGGACAGUGACCCGUUGGAGCAUGUGCAUCAGACGUUGCAGACUCUCGUACAGAACGCGCUCUCGGACGGGCUGGUCCCGAUUUGUUUGGGUGGUGGGAAUGACCAGAGUGCUGCAAACGGGAUGGGAUGGAUCAACUAUUGGAGAACACGCAAUGCACCGGACGGCGGGAAGAGAAAAUUGGUGACCAUCAAUGUGGAUGCACAUUUGGACGUGCGUCCACUGAUUUACAAUCCGGGUGAGCCUCAUUCAUACGGUCUCGCCCAUUCGGGUUCUCCUUUCCUACAAUUGGUCGAGGCGACGAGUGGAGUUGAGGAUUUCAAACUAAUCGAGUUCGCUUCUCAAGGUCAACAGUGUGCUGCUGCUCACGUGGACUAUGUUAUACAACACGGUGGGCAGAUUGUUUGGCUGUCCGAAUUAGGUGAACCGCAUCAGUCGCGAUGUAUAAGGAACAACUCCUCCGGUGCUGUUAAACGCCUUCGUCAAAUCUUGGAACAAUGCAUCGAAACUGACAGCCGGGUAUUUUUCUCAUUCGAUAUGGAUGCAAUUUGUGCCUCCGAUUGUCCCGGAGUUAGUUGCCCCAGCCCGAUCGGUCUUACCGCCUCGGAGGCAUUGGGUUUGUGCUACGAAGCCGGUAAAUGUCCCAUGGUUGAUUUGAUGGAUCUGUCUGAAUUCAAUCCCCGUAUUGAAUCGUCUCAAACUGGUCGUUUACUGAUCAAUAUGAUUUAUCAUUUUUUGCUUGGCUACGCCGAACGCCCAUAA
Echinostoma caproni is the source of this 786-nucleotide messenger RNA. The record is from the annotation of a GenBank genome assembly. Lineage: Eukaryota; Metazoa; Platyhelminthes; Trematoda; Plagiorchiida; Echinostomatidae.